AUGGGCGGGGAUGGGCGGGGAUGGGCGGGGCCGCACCGGGCGGGGCCGGGCUCCGCCCAGCGCGCACCGGCGGCCGCGCUCGCCUCCACCCCCGGAGCUGUCCCCGCCGGCUUCGCCCCGGCCCCCGCGACCCCCGGGGUGCGGCAGCAGCUCGUGAUCCCCCCGCCCCGCGUCCCUUCGCCUCUGGCCUCUCUGACACUCUGCAGGCUCCGCACACACCAGUGGUGCUUCAUCCUCUGCAAUGUCCUGCUCUUCCACGGGCUGCUCUUUGGGGCAGAUCUACUGGAGCAGUACUUCCUGCAGUCCCUGCCUCUCUCUUACACCGAUGCAAAGGCUCUGGAGAUCCGGGAGAGGGCCAGGAAGCUGGAUCUGGAUCCUCUGAAGGCCAACCUCUCUUACACCAGCAGCAGUGCAGUGACUUGCCCCAAGCAGGAGAUAUUUCUGCUCAUUGUUGUCUGCAGCAGCCCAGAGAACAGGACGAGGCGUAACGCCAUCAGGCAGACCUGGGGCAACGCCACGGGCUCCAGGGGCUACAGUGUGCUGACUCUGUUUGCUGUAGGAAAGGCAGCUUCAGCAAGCACCCAGCUGGAGAUCAAGGAGGAGGCUCAAAGGCACCGAGACAUUAUUGAGGGCAGUUUCAUCGACUCCCCCCAGACGCAGACACAGAAGAUGCUGAUGAGCGUGGAGUGGACGGUGACUUUCUGCCCCCGUGCCAGGUACAUCCUUCACACAGCCCAGGACGUGUUUGUGGGUGUUCCCAGCCUGGCUGGCUACCUGCUGAGCUUAGCCCAGCAGGAGGACAUCUACCUUGGCAGGGUGGUUCAUCACGGAGUGCCUGACAGGGACCCCCAGAGCCCUGCCUUUGUCCCCAUCCAUGAGUACCCCGAGGAGUUGUACCCGGAUUUCUGCCACGGCAGCGCUUUCCUCAUGUCCCAGGACGUGGCUCGCAAGGUUUACGUGGCUGCCAGGGAGGUGCCACUGGCACUGCCCCCCGCUGCCUUUGUGGGGAUCUGUGCUAAGAGAGCUGGCAUCACUGCCAGGCACAGCUCCCGCUUCGCUGGGGACAGGCACAUCAGCUACAACCCGUGCUGCUAUAAAUUCAUUUUCACCUCCUCUGACAUGAGGGAGGACGAGCUGUUUAAGGACUGGAAGGAAACAAGCGAUGGGGAGGAUUGUUCCUUACUGGAAACCUACUACAGCCUGGUGUCCUGCAAGGUUCUGACCUACAUAGAUAAGUUCAAACAGUUCAACUUGGAUAGGAUAAAAAAUGAGCUCCUUCAUUUUGUCAAUUAA
Molecule: messenger RNA, 1293 nt
Organism: Haemorhous mexicanus (house finch)
Lineage: Eukaryota; Metazoa; Chordata; Aves; Passeriformes; Fringillidae
Gene: B3GALT9
Product: beta-1,3-galactosyltransferase 9
Exons: 2
Coding region: 1-1293 (430 amino acids)
Cellular component (GO): membrane
Molecular function (GO): hexosyltransferase activity
Source: RefSeq, a predicted model, not a curated record